This is a messenger RNA of Stylophora pistillata, 1049 nucleotides long. RefSeq names its product splicing factor U2AF 26 kDa subunit. Lineage: Eukaryota; Metazoa; Cnidaria; Anthozoa; Scleractinia; Pocilloporidae. Gene Ontology annotation, cellular component: U2AF complex. Gene Ontology annotation, biological process: mRNA splicing, via spliceosome. Gene Ontology annotation, molecular function: RNA binding; metal ion binding. The record is from RefSeq and is a predicted model, not a curated record.
AAGAGUCCUGGGUAAACGAGUGAACCAGCAUGGCGGAGUACUUGGCGUCGAUCUUUGGAACAGAGAAAGACAAAGUAAAUUGUUCUUUCUACUUCAAAAUCGGUGCAUGUCGCCAUGGAGAACGCUGUUCAAGGCUUCACAACAAACCAACAUUCAGUCAAACCAUUUUACUUCAAAAUAUGUAUCAGAAUCCACAGAGUGCAGCUCAGGUUGCUGAUGGGACAAGUAGUGCCAUUUCUGAUGUAGAGGCUCAGGAACAUUACGACAGAUUCUUUGAGGAUGUUUUCUUGGAGCUUGAAGAAAAGUAUGGGGAAAUUGAAGAGAUGAAUGUGUGUGACAAUCUGGGAGACCAUCUUGUUGGGAAUGUCUAUGUCAAGUUUCGUUAUGAAGAAGAUGCAGAAAAAGCCGUCAAUGAUUUGGACAAUCGUUGGUACAAUGGUCAACCUAUUUAUGCUGAGCUAUCUCCAGUCACUGAUUUCAGGGAGGCAUGUUGCAGACAGUAUGAAAUGGGAGAGUGUUCUCGCGGUGGGUUUUGUAACUUCAUGCACAUGCGGCCCAUUUCAGGAAUACUGCGACGAGAGCUCUAUGGACGUAACCGGCGAAACAGGAGAAGAGGUGGUGGUGCUGGUGGUGGUGGCGCUGGUGCUGCCGGUGCAAAAGAAACAUCACCGCGGUCUCGUUCACCUUCUCCUCCAUACACUCGUCGUUCUCGAUCCAGGUCUCCACCCCGUCGCCGAUCCAGGUCCCCUCCUCGCCGGGAUAGAUCCCGUUCACCCCCACGCCGCGAUAGAUCGCCACGUGAUCGUGAUAGGAGAGGUCGACACUGAACUUGCAUACCAUCACAUGACCGUAACCGAAGGGAUGGACAAAAGUGCUAUAUCAUGAAGAACUUUUGCUAUUUUGUAUUGUAUAAGUCGUUAGAAUCAUGACCCUCUGAGGGCAUUGUCAGAUAGCGUUUUACAAACUCUCUCUUGCUCCCUGUAGGAGAUUUGUGUCAGUUUCAAAGUGAGUAACAUCUAUAUUAAAGCGAGUGACGCAUGGCAGAAUAA